AUGGGGGACAACAUAUUCAAUUGGGACGAUAUUGAGCUUUCAGGCAUUCUAGAUAACUAUAGUUAUUCCUUGAAUGAUACUACAGAUUACCUAGAUGGACUUACAGAAACUUGCAAACUACAGCAUACAACAGUUACAAUGAAAUAUAUUGUAGCAUUUAUCUAUUUUCUAGUCUGCAUUUUGAGCCUGCUGGGCAACUCCUUGGUGAUUCUGGUGGUGAGCUACAGCAAAGGAAAUCAUUCUGUUACUGAUGUUUAUCUCCUGAACCUGGCUAUUGCCGACCUUCUCUUUGCAGUCACCUUGCCCAUCUGGGCUGUGUAUCGAGCUCAUGAGUGGAUCUUUGGCACCUUCAUGUGCAAAAUCACCUCAGUCCUGAAGGAAGUCAACUUCUACAGCGGUGUUCUCCUAUUGGCCUUUAUCAGCUUUGAUCGUUAUUUGGCAAUCGUUUAUGCUACUCGGGCAGCCACUCAGAAGAGGCACUGGGUCAAAUUUGUUUGCAUCAGCAUUUGGCUCUUUGCCUUCCUCUUCUCACUUCCUGUGAUCCGCUUCCGGGAAGUUUUUACAGUCUCAAAUUUCUCUAACAGAUUUUGUUAUGAGAACAUUGGUGGGAAUCAAACAACUGAAUGGAGGAUAGUACUGAGAAUUUUACCUCAGGUGUUUGGUUUUCUCCUCCCCUUGACUAUCAUGAUGAUUUGCUAUGGAAUAACAAUGCACAGACUCUACCAGAUGAAGAACAAGCAAAAGAAGAAGGCAAUGAAAGUAAUCUUGGUUGUAGUGCUGGUCUUCGUGAUCUGUUGGCUGCCUUAUAACAUCACCCUUCUUUUUGAUACUUUGUUGAGGCUUCACUACAUUAAGGAGACCUGCUCAGUUCGAGACAGAAUUGAUGACGCUUUGUCAGGUACUGAGAUUUUGGGAGUUGCUCACUGCUGUAUCAACCCCAUCAUAUAUGCCUUUAUAGGACAGAAAUUCCGGAACAACUUCCUCAAGAUCUUGGUCUCACGUGGUAUCAUCAGCAAAGAGACCCUGAAUCGAUAUAGGUUAGGAUCCACCUAUUCAACUUCUGUUAACACUUCAACUACCCUGAAAUAA
Messenger RNA from Thamnophis elegans (Western terrestrial garter snake), 1089 nucleotides. RefSeq names its product C-X-C chemokine receptor type 1-like. The record is from RefSeq and is a predicted model, not a curated record. The coding region runs from base 1 to 1089 and encodes 362 amino acids. Gene Ontology annotation, cellular component: membrane. Gene Ontology annotation, biological process: neutrophil chemotaxis; immune response; G protein-coupled receptor signaling pathway. Lineage: Eukaryota; Metazoa; Chordata; Lepidosauria; Squamata; Natricidae. The transcript has a single exon. Gene Ontology annotation, molecular function: C-X-C chemokine receptor activity.